AUGUUCACAUAAUUAAAUAAGAAAUUAACAUUAUCAUCUUCCUUCAAAACUGCUCCAAAUAUUGGACUCAUCAAAUAUUGGGGAAAAUGGAAUGAAAGGGAAAUCAUACCAUUGAAUACUAAUAUUGGUGUGACUUUAAAUCCUAAGGAUAUAUUCACAACAACAACUUUAACAUUGAAUCCAGAAACAGAUAAGAAUUAAUUACUUAUUAAUGGAAAAGACUUUCACAUUAGUAAUAGGAUUGAGAGACUCUUCGGUAUAUUCAGAGAAUAAAUACUAUAAUCAAAAUAAUUCGCAUCUAACAAGUACAAAAAUUCUCCUUCAGAUAAACCCUUGGGAUAGGUUAUUCCUGAUAUAGAAAAGUAUGGAAUUAGAGUUGAAUCAAAUAAUUCAUUUCCAACUGGAAGUGGAUUGGCAUCAUCAUCAUCAGGGUUAUCUGCACUUGCAUUAUGCUUAUAGGAUAUUCUGAAGACUGAUAUUGAUGUUCGAUAUUUGAGUAGAAUUGGAUCAGGAAGUGCCUGCAGAUGUUUAUAUGGAAAUCUUGUAUUGUUUCCAGAAACUAUAAGUUUGGAAAGCAAAAGAUGUUUGCCAUAUGAAGUUCAAAGUAGCAAAUGGUUGAAAGAUAAAGUUUCUAUUGUCAUAUUGACUGAUACUCAUUAAGGAUAAAAAGAUGUACUUUCGAAAGAUGGAAUGAAAUUGACAUGGGAAACUAGCAAACUCAUUUAGGGGAGAGUUAGACAAUACGUUGAAUAACACAUCACUGAAUUGCAAUCAGCUUUGGAGAAACAGGACUUUAACAAGGUUAUGGAAAUAAUCAUUAAAGAUAGUAACCAAUUUCAUGCUACUUGUAUGGAUACAUACCCACCACUAUUAUAUUUGAAUGAUUUCUCCAGACAAAUUAUUAAGAUGGUUCAUAUCUUCAAUAGAAAUGCAAAACAUAUUGUUGGGUAUACAUUUGAUGCAGGUGCUCAUGCUGUAUUGUUGAUUCAUAAUGAUGAAUUGCAGUCCUUUAAGAAGUUCUUAUCAGAAGCAGAAAACUUAUUUACAAAGUAGAAGUACAUCAUUCCAAGUUAACAAUUUUGGACAUCAAUUGGAGAGGGUCCAAUCAAUUUGAAUUGA
Molecule: messenger RNA, 1119 nt
Organism: Paramecium tetraurelia
Lineage: Eukaryota; Ciliophora; Oligohymenophorea; Peniculida; Parameciidae
Exons: 3
Biological process (GO): isopentenyl diphosphate biosynthetic process, mevalonate pathway; isoprenoid biosynthetic process
Cellular component (GO): cytosol
Molecular function (GO): ATP binding; diphosphomevalonate decarboxylase activity
Source: RefSeq, a predicted model, not a curated record